Molecule: messenger RNA, 768 nt
Organism: Arachis stenosperma
Lineage: Eukaryota; Viridiplantae; Streptophyta; Magnoliopsida; Fabales; Fabaceae
Exons: 3
Coding region: 1-768 (255 amino acids)
Source: RefSeq, a predicted model, not a curated record
AUGGAGAAUAGUAUAUUGAGGAGAGUGAGCAGUAUAUUGUACCAGAAUCCAGUUAUAGUUUUUAGUGGUCUAAUACAGUUUGAUAUCAUGUCGAUUAUUGACAAAGAGAGUAUGCAAAAUAUGUUCCAAAUUUGCCGGCAGACUCAAAUGCGACAGCCACAGAUUGAGCUGUAUGUUGAGUAUGAAAACAUAGUGGCAGAUGAGAUUCAAAAUGAUUUAGAUAUAGAGGAUGAUAGAGUUGCAGUGUACGAAGGAAUGAAUAGUGGUAGUGAAGAGGACUUCGAAGCCACUUAUGAAGUUGGCGAUGAAGACGAGGAUGGUGAUGUGGGAGUCAAAGCAGCAGCGGAAAAUGUAGUGGUUCACCCCGUAGUCAGUCAACCAAAGAACGUCCCACCUUUUAUGCGUAAUUUGGAUCAUGACGCCAUGAAUGCACCAGAAUUCCCAGAAUAUGCAAACAUAGGUGUUGCUGAUCCUGAGAACGGAGAGUUCAGGAUAGGAAUGGAGUAUAGUUCUAGGAAGUCUGUUGUCGUAGCAAUCAGAAGUUACACUAUCUUUAGAGGAGUCGACUACAAUGAGAUACGAAGAUACAACGGUAGUCACACGUGCACCAUGGGAACAAUUUCACAGGAUCAUUCCAAGUUAGACUCGGACACAGUUGCUAAGGCUAUAAGGCCAUUGGUUGAGAGUGACCUGUCCAUCAAGGUCAAAUCUAUAAUUAUGGAAGUCCAAUCAACGUUCAACUACACCAUCAGUUACCGAAUGGCUUAG